AUGGUCGUCUCCUUCAAGCUCCACCGCCGCGGCCGCCGCUUCUACCCGCCGCCGCCCCCCGCGUCCGCCCCCGCCGCCGACGCCCCGGACGCCCCGCCCAAGCCGCCGCGGGAGGUGAGCACAGCACCCUCCCCUCGCCGCGCCUCCCCCGUUCACCACAAUCUCCUCCGUACCGCGACACUCCGUCGCGACCGCGACCGUACGGCCGCCGCGGCGAGGCCGGGGCUCGGCGGCGCCGACCGAUCGUCCGCACGCGGGGCCGAUCCCGCCGAUUCCGGCCUAGAGGCGUCCUUCGCGCUGAACCUGUUCCCGGACGGGUACUCCGUCGGUGGGCUCGACAAGGGGAUGCUUGUGUUUCUGAUCGGCGAUGAUCCGGAGAAGAAGCCCUACACCAGGGCAUCCAGAGCUUUGCUGUCUGAUAUUGAGUAUGGCUGCUUGCCUAAAGACAUCUUGCAUGGCAUCCCUUGCAAAUUUCAAAAUGGAGUUGUUGUUUGUGAGGUGCGGGACUACCGGUCCUUCCUGUCGAAUGGGGAUGAUUCUUCAGAAUACGACUUCCCCAUAAUGAACAGAAUUGCUCUUAGAUUGGGCACUGAAUGUGUUGUCAAUGAUCUAUCUUUGAUUGCGGAUGCUUCGUGGACUUAUCACGAGCAAUUGAUUGCCGAGUCGACCAUCAUUAAUUCCUUGCAACCCAUGCUUAAUUUGGAUCCUAAGCCAUGCCUUGAAAAGCUUUGCAACUCAGUUAAGAAGAUCGAUUUGGGUCUACAUAAUGGAAGAUGGCGAAUGAAAGAGACAUCUCUUCUCAAUUCUUCUCCUGGCCCUCCUGAAAAACGAAAGCCCGAGGAAUGUGACGGCUGGGAAGGUGCAGCAGUAUGCAUUGAGAAUUCAGCUUUAGAAGUCUUGCCAAGUGGAAUACUGAGCUGCUCCCCCGUCAACUGUCCAUCACCUCCCCAAGUUAACAGUGCCAAAUCAACUGUAGUGUCUGAUCCUGAAGAUACUACUCAAUGUUCUUCUACCAUUAUCAACAGUUCUGCCUUCUGUGACAGAGAACAAAGUGCAUCAAGUACUCCUGCUUCUGAUAAUUUUCUUCAGAAUCAUGAUCAGCAGGCGGACUUAGCUAUCGUGAAGGUUGAUCAUAAAAAGGGACCAUUGCAACCAGAGACAGUUCUGCCACAAAAGAGAAAGGAGUGCUCGAAUCUCGUACAUGAAAGGCGGUUUUCAGACAAAAGUGCAAGGUUGAGCUUCCAAAGUUCCAAUGACCAGUUUCAAAAGUCAGCGGGGGCUUCAAAUAAAGGUCUUAUGCUAGGAUCUCCAAAAGAACCGUCGGUUGAGGACAUGGUAGAUCAGACGAUAGGCAACAAGGACAUGGAAGUACAUCAACACAAGUCCUUCUCAACUCCUUCCCUUAACAUAAAGGAUCCAUUUUCAGAAAAAUUCGCCGAAAAGGUUAAUCAGGGAUCUCGGAAAGAACUGCCAGUUGAGGUUAUGGUUGAUCAGACCAUGGGCAAAAAGGACAUGAGAUUACAGGAACAGAAGCCCUUCUCAGUUAUCCCAACAAAUCACCCAUUUCCUUCGUUCAACAGAAAUGAUCCAUGUUUAGAACAGUUCCCUGAGAAGGUUAAGCUGGGAUCCGGAAAAGAGCUGCCGGUUGAGGUCAAGUUAGAACAGGCAAUUGGCAGAGGAAAGGAAAAUGAGCCCCUGUCAAUACUCCCGACCACUCUUCCACAGUCUUCCUUGAUUAAAAAUAGUCUGCAUGUAGAAAAAAUCCCUGAAAAGGUUCACUCUUCGCAUACAACAAUGAGAGAAAGUCAUCUGGUCUCAUUUGUAGAUGUGGGCAAUCACGGAGGAGAGCUCAAGGACAGUUCAGUGACAUCUGUAACCUCCUGCAAUGCAAGUUCAGGAAAUGCAGAUGCCAAACCCCAUGAGGAUAAAGCUUCUAUGGAGCCCCAACCUACUACUUCAAAGAUAAAAGUAUCAGGAACUUCUACCAUUUCUCUGAACCAGCAAAUCAAUUUCGAAGGGAAUGGGCAGAAACAAGCUGAUAUUCUGGUCAGGCGUUCGUGUGAGGACAGAAGCUCAAUAGAGCCAGGUGUUACUGAUGGUACUAGCAGUCAAUCUGGUAUUUCUCCAGAUAUUGAGUUGUGCAUUGGAUACCCUUUAUAUAACAUUGAACCUAACAUAGAAAAGAUUCUAUCAGAGGUCAUCUUGACCACCCAGAGGCAUGCACCAGAUGGAAAUGCUGAUAAAAUUGAUGGUGUUGAAACAUUGACGCAAUUGAAUUCCUGCUUACCAUCUUGUAUCGUUCGGUAUGAGAGUGCUGAGGGAAGUCCGUACACACGGGAAGAGACCAUUUCAUGCUGUCUGACUAGGAGAAUGAAACAUACUCGAAAUAUCAGAAGCUUUGUUUUUCACUGUGUACAGUAUUUCUGUGGAGGUAUUGUUGAUCAAUCUCAUUACAUACUUUGCCUUCUUGAGUCUGAAUCACCAGAGGACCAUCAAAUUGCUGUUGAAAUGAUAUCGGGAGACGAGCGUUUUCAUAUUGCUACUCUUCCCACUUCUGAUCAAGCAAAGAAGUUUGUGGAUCAAUUCAUUCUUCUGAUGAAACGGGAUGGUUACACACUAUGCAAUUCUACGGUCUGUAAUGGAUUCUCUGAACCCACACAGCAAUCCGCAGAUGUAUCUCAGCCGGGCUAUCUGACUGGAGAACACUCACAGUACCAGGAGUUCUCGCCUUCCGUUGCGAAAAGCAUUGUGAUUAAUGAAUGCAAGGAUACAGGUUUUGCAUCGGAGAAGAGGCUCCCAGAUGUACAUGCCAAUGCUCGGCAGCAAGGGAGCCAGCAAUGGGGACUGCCAGAUGUACAUGCAGCUGUUCUGCAUCAAGGGAGUCGGCAGUGGGGCCUGCCAGAUGUGCAUGCAAAUGCCCAGCCCGAAGGGAGUCAGCAGUGGGGGAUGCGAGAUGCACACAGAAAUGCCUCGCAGCAUGGGAGUCGUCAUCAGCAAUGGGGGCAACCAUAUGCACACACAAAUGUUCCACAGCAAGGGGGUAACCAGCAAUGGGGGCAACCAUAUGCACACACAAAUGUUCCGCAGCACAAGAGUAACCAGCAGUGGGGGCAACCAUACGCACACGCAAAUGUUGCGCAGCAAGGGAGUAACCAGCAGUGGGAGCAACCAUACGCACACGCAAAUGUUGCGCAGCAAGGGAGUAACAACCAGCAGUGGGGGCAACCAUACGCACAGGCAAAUGUUGCGCAGCAAGGGAGUAACAACCAGCAGUGGGGGCAACCAUACGCACAGGCAAAUGUUCCGCAGCAAGGGAGUUACCAACAGUGGGGGCAGCCACACCCACACACACACGCAAAUGUUCCGCGGCAAGGGGGCAAUCAACAGCGGGGGCAAACAUAUGCACACGCAAAUGUUCGGCUCAAAGGAAGCAAGCAGCAACGGGGGAUGCCAGAUGCUCAUGCAAAUCUUCGGCAUCAAGGGAAACAGCAAUGGUCGCUGCCAGAUGAUCAUAGUACAAAUGCUAUGCACCAAGGGAGCCAGCAGCAAUGGGUACAGCCAGAGAAGCAACCCUCAGCCUCGGCUAAUGUCGGCACACCCCACUUCUCGAAUCCUGGUUACCCAGCCGAGCAGCAGUAUAGCAACAGAGUCUUCCAACAAGACCAGAGGUGGCCACCAUUUUCGGGUGGGACGUGCUCAACGAAUCAGCACCAGCACCAGCACCACCACUAUCCCCAAAGCAGACAGGAUACACCAAGAGGGUCCGACGAGAGAUACGCUGCGACCACAAGCAUGGGCGCCGGCAGCUAUGGCCAGCGGCACCACCAAGCUCCUCACCGACAGAAGCGCGGCGGCAGGAGGACGUACCCGUGGGGUUUCCAGGAUUCCAGCAGGCAGGUGCAGAUCAACAACCUGCCUCCAAUGCAGGCCGGGAGGAGCGUGGUGCUGUCGACGCUGCGUCCCGCUGGAGGCACACAGACGAGCUCCCCGACCACCGGUUCGGAUGGCUGCGUCACAAGCACGUUCCUGGCGUGUCCCAGUGGUUACGACCAGCACCCGCCGCCGCACGGGAUAUGCUGAAGGGUGAUGUUAUCCAGCGUGGUUUCGUUGGCGCGCUUUUGGUUCAGAUUGAAAGUACGGGAAGUAAUUUGCAGGCAUCAUAUAGAUUACCGAUCUUUUGUAGAGAUGAAUGAAGUUCCUUCUUUUGUUUCGCGCUUCGCCGGUGGAUAGCAGGUGCACGGUGGUUUGUCUAUGCUCUGGUAGCCUUAGCGUGAUGGCUACAUUUCUGUCAAGUACCAAGGGUUUAGGGUUUAGGGUUAGGAUGGGCUACUGAUGUUUUUUGCUUGCAGCAUUCUGUUGUCAUUGGCAGUUUGGUUGCUUGAGGCUCCUCCUGGGCAGUAUCACUGAAAUUUGGUGUGGCAUUGCAUAUGGAAAAGAUGAUGAAAACUCUCUGGUUA
Messenger RNA from Hordeum vulgare subsp. vulgare (domesticated barley), 4457 nucleotides. RefSeq lists its product as uncharacterized. The record is from RefSeq and is a predicted model, not a curated record. Lineage: Eukaryota; Viridiplantae; Streptophyta; Magnoliopsida; Poales; Poaceae. Gene Ontology annotation, biological process: regulation of transcription by RNA polymerase II. The transcript has 13 exons. Gene Ontology annotation, cellular component: SAGA complex. Bases 1 to 4080 code for a protein of 1359 amino acids. Gene Ontology annotation, molecular function: transcription coregulator activity.